Messenger RNA from Schistocerca gregaria, 2426 nucleotides. Its product is annotated as nucleolin-like. NCBI's taxonomy places the organism in Eukaryota, Metazoa, Arthropoda, Insecta, Orthoptera, Acrididae. The record is from RefSeq and is a predicted model, not a curated record. The transcript has 6 exons. The coding region runs from base 935 to 1714 and encodes 259 amino acids.
AUGUCUACAACUUUUUCCACUAUUGCAACAAUAAGAUUAUAGCAGCUAUUUUGUGUUCGUUUUAAUAGACAUUUUCGCCAUCUGUUAUCACACAGGAUUGUUUUUAUGAAACUCAGUUGUUUUUAAAGUCCUUCCGAGUUUCCUGCAGACCUACUCCAGAUUUGGCAACAACCUAACUGGCGCAUUGUGUGUUUUUUACUAUUGUUUCACUAUCUGAUUUACAAUGAUAUAUUUCGACUAUUCUGGAGUACGUAACAGAUUUACUUGUAGGUUCAGCGUCAACAAUAAGAUGUCGGAUCGGUUUACGUAUGUAGGGAAGUUUAAAUUCGUCUGAAUGAAGUUUUGAUUUUGUAUAAUUCCUUGGCUCGUAAUACGUCUGGUUUCGUCCAAUUUCUUUGCGUUGUCAUAUGAAUAAACAUUUCACCGUUUUUUUUUCAACUACACUUAAUGUUCUUUGGUUAUCAUUAGUUAAUAGCUGUUUUUCCAGGAAGAUUUUAAUCGCUUUAAAGUAUGAUCCAUAUGGAUAUAAUGCGUUUUGAUGAUCUAUCAUUGUGAAGAUAUGCAAGUGAUACUACUUACGCAAUAUUUAGUAUAGUAUAGUAUAUUCUAACAACACUUCAGACUAUUUUUUUAUUCACUAUUCGAUUAUCUAUCUUUGUAAUUUUAACUUGAAUAGAUUCGCAGUACAGCAUUUUUUGAUAUAUCUCGCCAACUGCCUAGGAAAUAUUUUGUCAUCGUGUCCCUUAGUUGUCUUUAAUGUAUCGAUUGUCGAUAUUAGUCUUUGUUUGUCGUUUCGAAGCGCUUUGCAUGAUACACAAGGAGAAAUUUGUGAGAGCGUCCUUCUUCUUGGUAAUGUGUGUGGGACUUUAAGAAAUUGUGUAUUCGGCAUUAGUUUAUUUGUUCUACGUGCGUGUGGUGCAGUGGAGCAGUAAGAAUGAAGAAAAAGUACGCGGAAGACGAUUCGGAAAAUGAGUUUUCUGUUGACGAACCUGAAGAAUUAGAAGAAUCUGAUGACGACUGGACUCCGGCAGCAAGUGAGGCAAGGGGAGGACGGAGGCAAUCGUCAAGACGUGGACGUGCACCAGUCAGUGCAAAGAAACCCAGACUAGCUGAACCACGAACCAGUGAAGAUGAAGACGAGGAGGAGGAAGAGGAAGAACCAGAAGAAGGAGAUGAGGAAGAUGAAGAGGAAGGAGGAGAUGAGGAGGAAGAUGAAGAGGAGGAAAGUCAACCAGAGAGUGACGAAGAAAAUGAUAAAGCUAAAAAGAAGAAAGGCCGUGGAGGAAAUACUGCUGUGCGAGGUGGAAGAGGUCGUGGGAAAAAAAAUACUACCACGGCCAUACCACCAUGUGCUUUUGCAAAGGACAAGGGAGCUGAAACAGAUAUUUCCUCUACAACAGGAUCAGAAAAUGCAUUACCAACACCAGUGGAGAAAGAAUUCACUUCUGGAGCCUUUGUGGUGUUGAAGGCAGACUUCCAGAACCAGAAGGAUCCUCCUAUAUGGAAGAUAGAUGGAAAAGCCUUGUUGCAAAAAUAUGUUCCAUUUGAACAAGAUGGAAAAAUAAUGUACAGGAAUACUUCCACUUAUUCUGGUUGGUCUACAGUACUUAAAGAUAGAUACUAUCCUGCCCAAAUUGCUUUUAAGAUGCAGAACAGAAAGGAAACGGUAGUUGAAUUUCUCAGAGACAAGAUUAAAGUGGAAGAUAGUGAGUGAAAAUCCAUGGCAGAAUGGACAACGUGUCUUGGUGAAUCAGUUACUUUUUUAUGUAAAGCAUGUAAUUUGUGUAGCAAAAUUUUGUUCCUUUUUACAAAUGAGUUUGAAACACAUACCAUCUGGUAAUUGUUUCAUUUGGACAACUGUUGAGGUCUGUGUCAGUGUAGGUUUUGUGACUACAGUUAUACCUUUAAAACUCUAAUCUUUUCAUUGUGACUAAGUGAUUGUUAGAAUUCAAAGUUUCAGUAGUUUUAAGACAUUUUCAGUAAUUUUUCGCAUUUUUCCAAUGCAUGUCAUUUUAGAAACUCCAUGAAGAAAAUGUAAAUGUGACAUCAUCAUUAUAUCAGUAGCCUCUAUUUUAGUACAGUUUUACAAAAUUUUACAUUAUUUUUGGUCUCAUCAGUCAGUGGCAAUUACGUGAGAUGUAAUUGAUGAUUGUAAUCAAAGGUUUAAGUUCUUUUGCUUACUAUAAUACUACUAGUUGUAGAGACUGAGGGUGUAUACAGUUGUCUGCAAUCAGUGAUCAUUUCUUUGUUCAGUUGUGCUAUUCUGUAUGAUUUAAGAUGUUGAUUAUAUGCACUUAUUAUUAUUCAGACACUGAAUUUGACUGAAUUUAAAAAGAUAGUAAUUUAAGUUUGUCUUAUGUAAUUGAUUAUUAUUCCAUAGUUACAUUAUUGUCAAAUGCUAUUGUAAUAAACUUCUCUUUCUGUAA